GUCACUGGGUGAUUUUUGGUGUGUCACUGUCUCAUGGCAUAACCUACCUCACAAGGUUUUUGUGAUGUUAAAUGGAGGGAAAGAGCUGCUUAGAGGAACGAAAGGAUAAAAAUCUAAAUAAAAAAAUUAAAAUGUAAAGGCUUGGGGCUAAAAUCCCAUAUUCAAUUAUCAGAGGCUUAUUUCUGUGUCCACAAAUAUUGGAUUGCAGUGAUAAUUAUUGCAGGGUUAUAAACUGUAUGUUAAGGAUACUAACGUUUAAAAACUGACCCUUCAUCCUUUGGCUUCAAUAACAGCCUGAUGGACCAAAUUUAAGAAGUCAACAUUUUUUUCCACCACCUUAGAAGGAGGCUGAAAAAGAGAAAUGCCAGGAGAAACUUCCCCAUUUUGGUAUAUUUUCCUACGCUUGGAAUGGAGAGUGAGAUACAGAAAAUUUAGAAGCAAAUUUAGCAGAAUCAGGAUUAGGUAUUUCUUUGCUUAAAUCAAAAAUAUGAAAGAAAAAUCGCUGAAUUCUCACAUAAAAACAAAAUACAUAAUGUAUUUAGUAUAAUAUAUUUAAUUAGCUGAUCAAUGUAUUGUACAUACAUUGUAAAGAUAGAAAUUUGGGCAAUCUUAGGGGUUAAUACCAGCGAGAUUUUUAUAUGCUAGACGAGACAUGGAAGUAGCAGUAGGGGGGAAGGUGGUGCUAAGUGUACCUUCCUGUGCAGCAUCCCCCCUCCCUGUUUGCCCCAAGCCGACAACAAAGCUUAGCUAUGGAAUCACAAAGUGCAAGAGCUGUCAACAUGCAUAGCCUGGUGAGUGAUGGGAAGUCCAGAGCUGGGGUUAUUCUAUUUAUUAUUUGUAACAUUUUUACUUUUCAAGUCUGUGAGUUUUGGGGCAUCAGCAAAGCUGGGAUAUUGGGAGGUUGGGAUUAUUGGAUAUGAGAUUUUGUCUGCUAGAAAUAAAACGUUAGAAGUUUGCAAGCUGGAAUAGCUGCAGGUUGGGUAGUUUCCUAGGUGGUGAUUGCCGCUUCUCCUGGGAGAAAUGUGGCCUCACAAAGGGAUAUUGCUUUGCUGUAUGUAGUGAAGGAAGAAGGCUGCUGGUAUAACUUGCCUUUGCCAUAGCCUGACCCAGGUAAGCUGUCCAUCUUAGUUGCUGGAAGUGUAGGAUAUGAAAAAGGAUGAAAUCCCUUUCUGAGGCUGUAGGCUAGUAGCAUGAGCUAAAUGGGAAAUACUGGACUAGUAGUAAGAGUUGUUUUCUCGUGUUGUGGCAGAAGACCAGGGAGGGUCAUGAGAAUCUUUCACGUUAGACAUGUCUCCCAGCCACAAGGUCUUUAUUUGUUGUUUUAGAGUCUGCUAGGACCUGUCCCUUUCAGCCAAGGAAAAGCACACCAUGUUACAGUUUAGGAAUGUAGUUACAGAGACACCGAGAAGAGAAUUAAUAGACUCCUUUUCUCCAGGUAAGGGUUCUUUUCUUCUGUUAAGUACAUCCUCCAGGUAUCUGAUGCCUGUAUUCUUUAGCCUAAGCAGGACUGCCUUCUGAUUGGGCGGUAUGGCCUAUAGUAAUUGAGGGGGAAAAUAGUAGCCAACAUAACGCUUUUGCAGGGUUUUGUUGGGAAGAUGAUGUUUUCAGCUGGUCUUCAUUUAUUAAUUUUUUUGCAAACGAAGGAGGAUAAAGUAAUUUCUAGCUUUCACAAUUCUGGAAGCAAGCUUGAAAAUGUUACAGUAAUUACGAGCUAAUGACGUGGAACCUAAAAAUACCCUGAGAACUGCUUUUAGUUUAUCCAUGAGGAAAUAGUUGUUAAGAAUAAGUCAUCUUGAGUCCCAAUAAACUCUUACUCUUAAUUUUUCUUUCCUUUGAACAGGGCAUUUCUAUCCGCAAACCUCUUGUAACUCCUGAGAUGGAUUGAGGGAAGGAACAUAACAAAACAGGCUCUGAGGCAAGGAAUAGCCUUCUAGCUUCAAGGAACUACAGAACAGCUCCAAGAUCACUUGGUAAAAUGGAGAAAGUGAGGUCUGAUGGCAGGGGUAGCACACAGUGAUUAAAACAUCAGAAGUAGGUAACUGAUAUGGUAAGAUCACUGUCAAUACAGUAGGCUCAGGUCUUGACUGUCUCCCUUUAAAAUAUAUAUUAUUAAUUUGUUGGUUCUCAGAGGAUGUAGCACUCCACACUGGUGUGGUAGGAGAGGAUGGAAGUGUGGCAAGAAGAUUCAAGGACAAUCAAAGAAAUAUUUAAACAUUUCAGUUUAGUAUAGUAUAGUAUAGUAUAGUAUAGUAUAGUAUAGUAUAGUAUUAGUAUCAAAAUAUUUUGAGGGGGAUGUACAACCAGAAACAUUAUCCAUGCCUCUCUUCAAGAGCAUGGCUAUUCUUCUGAACUGCUCCAUGGCAUACAACAGGGAUUUUCAACUCUGGCAAAUAUGAAAGUUCAGAAAAGGGAAAGGCUUCUUUGUGUUGAUGAGAUGAGAGUUCAUUUAUCUCAGACUAGACCUAAGAGAAAUGAAAUUACCUGGCAAAAGUGAGCUCACGCUUCUCACUGAGUUUGUAUACAAAUUUAAGGUACAUAUGUAAGUAAGAGGCUCAUUUAUAAUUGUAUUUUGAGAAUGAUUCAUGUUCUUAUGUAGCUGCAUUUUAAAAAACGUUUUGGAUGCCCCAUGAUCAUAUUAUAAAGUCGUCGUAUUCUAUGCUAUAAAUCAAGCACUGACAGGAGUUGUUUCCUUUUGUUUUCCAAUGUAUUUCUAAGCAAUAAAAAAAAAAUUGGCAUGAGCAAAUUUUUGUUUUAAAAGUGUGGCCCUGAGAAAAAAAGUUAAAGAAGCACUGUAUUAAUUAUUAUUAAUAAUCACCAUCUCAACAGUUAAGACACUGCACAGUAACUAUUAUUAAAAGGAGCAUCCCCAAGUUCAAGAUGCUAGUUUUAACACUAGUCAGGAACAGGAAACUAGAAACCUGUGCUGCUUCCAGCACUCUUGAGGGUCUUCUGUACUUUUAUCUCCCAAACCACAUCCUAAGCACAGCUGCCAGCAGUGAAGGAGUAUCAAGGAUGAGUGGCUAGGAAGAUGGAAUAAUCUGGGCAAGAGGUGGUAGCAGGAUAAAAAGACGUGGGAAUGAUGAGUUAGUCCAGGCAUAGGCAAACUCUGGCCCUCCAGAUGUUUGGGACUACAGUUCCCAUCAUCCCUGACCACUGGUCCUGUUAGCUAGGGAUGAUGGGAAUUGUAGUCCCAAACAUCUGGAGGGCCGGAGUUUGCCUGUGGCUGAGUUAGUCCAUAAAUACAACUCAAGCAUAUUGUGCUGAGAAUGAGACCCUGUGGAAGGGCCAUAUUUAUUCAGAAGAGGGCCAGUUCAGGAGUCUUGUCUUACUGGCCUGCAGCAACUUUCAUAAUAGCUGUCAUGGAGAGGCUUAUCUAGCUCAUCAUACACUUUCUAGGUUGGAAACCACAAUGAGGUGAGAAAAUAAAUUCACUGUGGUUGAGAAAGGCUCUUUACAUAUGCACUGGCCUAAGCUGCAGUAGUGCCCACAUUCAGGACCCAAGGCCAAUGCAGAAAGAACAGAGAGGAAGGAAGAAGAUGAGGACUUGGUAAAAAAUAUAUCUAAAGACUAACUGGCAGCAAAUGAUGCAGAAUAGAUGGAACUAUGGUGGUUAAAAGACUUGUGGAAGCAGAAUGUGAGGAUUGAUGGUCGUUGGGGAUUGAUGGUAGAUGAAUCAAUGUGAAUUUCUUCUUUCUACUAGGAAACAGAAAGAUGGAUACAGCUGAAAAACCUGCAAGCAAAAGGGAAGAUGUAGUAUCAGGAAUAAAAUCUCAGAGAAGUUUAGCAACCCCAGUAGCAAAGCAUCGGAGAGUAGGCAGGGUAAUCUGCGGUGUUUGUGGAAAGAGCUUUGUCAAGACCUGUGAACUGUUUGCCCACCAGCGGACCCACACAGGGGAGAAGCCAUACGAGUGCUCAGAUUGUGGCCGUUGCUUCUCUGUCCAAUCCGCAUUGGCCAGUCACCAGAGUAUUCACACAGGAGAGAAGCCUUACAGAUGUCAGGAGUGUGGCAAGAACUUCCGGCUGAAGAGCAACUUGACCCGCCACCAACGAGUUCAUGAUGGCAUAAGACCAUUCCGAUGUGAAUACUGCGGGACCACCUACAGCACCAAAGCUCACCUGGUCUGGCACCUGAACACCCAUACAGGUGAGAAGCCAUACAAAUGUACUGAGUGCUGGAAGCGUUUUGGAGAGAUCUCCUUGCUUGUAGAGCAUCUUCUUUCACACCAGGUUGAUGGUAGUGGUGGAAAAAAUGGAACUGCCUCUGCAGGACGUUUAGGUAGUGGGAACCUUCACCGCUGCGACGAUUGCGGCAAGAACUUCUGCCGGAGCACCACGUUAGCUGAACACCGUCGCAUUCACACUGGUGAGCGUCCUUUUGCCUGUGAGGAGUGUGGCGAGCGGUUCAUGCGACGGGCUCUCUACAAUGAACAUGUCCGCACUCACUCUGAAGAGGGCCCACCCAACCUGUGUGUAGCCUGUGGUAAAUCUUUCACCAAGCGCUAUUCCCUUCUCCAGCAUCAGAGGUCACACACAGGAGAAAAGCCCUACCAGUGCCCCGAUUGUCCAAAAAGCUUCAUUGCCAGCUCUGCCUUGACACAGCACCGGCGGAUACACACUGGAGAGACACCCUACCCAUGUCCAGAUUGUGGGCGCAGUUUUAGCCAGAAAUCGGUGCUCACAACUCAUCGGAGACUUCACACAGGCGAGAGGCCAUACAAAUGCCAGGAGUGUGGGAAAGGCUUUAGUCAGAGUUCAGCGCUGACUCAGCAUCUCCGGACUCACACUGGUGAGUCCCCGUACAGCUGCCAAGAGUGUGGGAAAAGUUUUAGUGGUAUGUCAGCUCUCAAGCGACACCACCUCACCCAUACAGGGGAACGCCCCUUUCGCUGCGAUGAAUGUGGCAAAGGGUUCAAGCAGAGCUCCACGCUGGUCCAGCACCAGAGGAUUCACACUCAUGAGAAGCCUUAUGCCUGUCUCCAGUGCAACAAAAACUACAGCCAACGGGCUGCUCUUGCCAAGCACCUGAGGACUCACACCAAGGAAGUCUUGCUUUCUGGCACAUGCAGUGAGCCAAUGGACAUCAGGGUUUACACAGAGCCUUUUGUCCAACCCCAAGAAGAGGAGAACAAUACAGAGAAUGACAUGGAGGAAGAAGCUGAUGAGGUAGUGGUGCUCCCUCCAGGGACAUGGGAUGCUGAGGUAAAAGAAGAGUCAGAGCUUCAGUGGGAGAAUGACAUACCAUUUGCAGAAACGGGGUCACUCUCAUGGGUGAAAAAGGAAGAGUCAGAUGAGGCCCAGGUAGAAAGGAGAGAACUAUCAACAGUUUCUCUGCACAUCAAAGAGGAACCAGAUGACUGAAAGAAUUGUGGGCACGAUGUCAGGCUUUGUGGUUUUUUCAAACAAAUGUGCCAGGGCUGUCCCAGAAACUCCCACAUGUGACAAGGGGUUCUGUCUUGGAGGGAGAAAGAUAAAUCUAAACUUGGAGCACUGUAAGGAUAGACCUCUGAAAAGAGUGCUAUUGGAACUGAAACCUGCCUUGAACCAUGUUUAUCAACCCUCAAAUCCUGCAGUCUAAUACCAGAAUUGUAUAGCUUGGUUAUGAAUACUCAGUGGUGAGGAAAAUGAAUUCAGUAUAUCCUGAACAGCAUUCUUCAUUACCUGGGUUCAUGCAGUGUCCCCUUGGCAGGGAGCAGAUUCAGAAGAGGUUCCAGAGCAGAGCCUUAACUCAAAGAAAUUAUUGGCUGAUCAUAUUCUGUGGGUCAGCUUGGGGAGUUUGUGGUCUUGAAAACCCACUUUAAAAAGAAAAAAAGUGUUUGGGUGCUCCAAAGUUGCACAUGCAAUUUGGAAGGUAUAAAACUAGAAUUGCAGGCAGCACUUGUAGUGGCCAUGUAACCAAUUAAUAUGAGGGGUAGAUGGCAUGGAGAGGAAUGAGUAUUCCCAGGUGAUUGUGCUAAAAUGUCUCUCUGCAUUCACAAUGUAUUAAAGGCAUGAUGACAACAGUGGUGCUGCAGUCAAUAUUUUCCAGUAGCAAUGUUAAUACACUAUGCCUCAAUCUUUGCCCUAGGGCAGGAUUAGGAACCUGCGGUGUCUCUAAUGUUGUUGGACUACUCUCCCAGAUCAUUGGCUGUGCUGCCUGGGGCUGAUGAGAGUUGAUCCAACAACAUCUGGAAGGCCACAGGUUCUCUAUCCCUACCGUUGGGCCAGGUUAUGAAAACCCCCUCCAUGCAUUGUGCUAGUUCAUAGAGGAAUAGUGCCAUGUCACCUUGGAAAUGGCUUGGGCAGUGUUCACAUUGUCUGUUUUCUGACAGGAC
Molecule: messenger RNA, 6311 nt
Organism: Podarcis lilfordi (Lilford's wall lizard)
Lineage: Eukaryota; Metazoa; Chordata; Lepidosauria; Squamata; Lacertidae
Source: the annotation of a GenBank genome assembly